CGGGCGGCGAAGGUGAAAGCGGCCGAGCGGCGGGCGGUGGGGCCUUGGCCGAAGCGGAGCGCGGCGGACCGGCUGUGUUGGUGACGAGCGCGCGAACAGCUCGCACGGACCGUCAGCACCGCCGCCACGAAACAUGGGAAAGCUGGCAGGAGCCUGGUUGUUGCUGGCCUUGGUGGGCUGCUGCCUGGCCGGUGACAUGAUGCGCAAGUCGAUCGUCUACAACCCCAAGACGCCGGACGUGUUCUACUGUCCGCUGUACAAGCCCAAGUCGUUCGACGACAUGCUGGUGAAGUCGCGGCCGCUCUCGAAGCUGUGCGAGUUCAAGGGGCGCCCGCUGCCGGCCGACUACCGGUCCGACUGCUACGGCGACGUGGACGAGACCGAGUUCGCCUGCGCCGAGAAGCACCGGAUCCUGCAGCGGCUCAAGUCGGAGGAGGAGGCGUUGAACGGCAUCUGGGACGGCCACUAAUUGAUGCGGCUGAACCCACCCGGCUCUGAAAACGCCAUCGACUUGGACGACGACUUCGUCUACAAGUACCACGGCGACUAUUGAGCGUCGCCCGCCCGCCCCGAACCGAAUACCGCUCGCGACGCCACCUGCUGUGCCGACUGAAGCGACAUCUGCAGUGCGCCGCCCGCGGUAUUCGACGCCCGCGCUGCGUCCCGCUCAGCGGCGGGGCGUGCGCGCGGGCGGCCACAUUAGAAGUAGACACGCGCUCCUAAUCCGCGCGGCCCAUCGAGUCUAACUGAUCAUCAGUAUUGAACGACGUCCUUGCACCGCUCCGAUGUAUAAAAUAGUGAUGUUGAAGGUACUGUGAUCGAAUGGUGAGUUGCUUUAUUGCGACUUCAGGUGUAAUAUAUAGUUCGUUAAUAUCGACCUUGCGCAGAAAGCAGCUAUCUGACUACUUUGAGGAUAGAAAAACUGAAAAUAAACCACUCCAGUGAA
Pollicipes pollicipes is the source of this 946-nucleotide messenger RNA. RefSeq lists its product as uncharacterized. The transcript has 5 exons. Lineage: Eukaryota; Metazoa; Arthropoda; Thecostraca; Pollicipedomorpha; Pollicipedidae. The record is from RefSeq and is a predicted model, not a curated record. The coding region runs from base 134 to 469 and encodes 111 amino acids.